Parnassius mnemosyne (clouded apollo) is the source of this 1554-nucleotide messenger RNA. The record is from the annotation of a GenBank genome assembly. NCBI's taxonomy places the organism in Eukaryota, Metazoa, Arthropoda, Insecta, Lepidoptera, Papilionidae.
AUGACAUCCUCUGAUUCAACGAAUGCAUGUCUUGCCGUGCAUUCGGCAAUUAGCGGUCAGGAUGGUCUUGCUAGUCCUGAGCUUGGAAUGUCUGCAGCUGUGGCACCUCAAAACUUCAUCAUGCAUGCGCCCCAUGGCACUGCGAGUUGUGGUGACUCUUUAUCGGACCCAUAUUCUCCGGAAAUGCCUUCAGCUAAGGCGAGUGAUCGAGAAUCCCGAAUCAUAGCAGAAAAACAUCGUCGAAGUCAGUAUAAGGCGGAAAUAGAUCUUAUAAUGUCCCUCCUAUCUGAUAUAAUACCUACUCAGCGCAAAGUAGACAAAACGAGUGUCUUGCGACUUGCAGCUGAUAAGUUACGAAAUGAACAUGUAUUUGGUGACACUAUAAAAUGCCGUCAUUUAGAAACAUGGUCUUCGGGUGUAAUGAAAUAUUUUGAUCUGUUUGGAGGUUUUAUGUUUGCCGUGACAUGUCGAGGACGUAUUUUUAUUGUUUCGCCUAAUAUUCAAGAGAAGUUGGGUUACUGUCACAUAGAUUUAUUGGGACAAGACAUUUAUAAAUAUGUACACAAUGAAGACAAAGAAAUACUGCGGUUUCAUAUUUAUCCUCCAGAAUUACAAACUGGGUGUGAUGAAAGUCUGUUUAAACAGCACCAUAAUUUUCAUAUACGAUUAAUGAGGGCAGGUGCUAAAUUAGAUCCACCUAAAUAUGAAAGAUGUCGUAUAAAUGGGAUGUUGAGGCGAUCUGAUCGAGCAACUGCCAAUGGGGUACAGGAUGAACAAAUAAUUAGAAGACAAAGAGUGAGGCAUAACCGCACAUUUUCUUCUAGUGGUAAUGAUUUUGUAUUCAUUGGAAUGGUUCAUGUUCUGUCCAGUUCUAUGCCAGCUCGUUUGUUAUCACCUACAGCAUAUUCUGAGUACUGGACAAGACAUUUGAUUGAUGGCCGUAUAGUGCAAUGUGAUCAAAGUAUAUCAUUGGCAGCUGGUUAUAUGACUGAAGAAGUCACUGGUACCUCAGCUUUUGUAUUUAUGCAUAAAGAAGAUGUCCGUUGGGUUAUAUGUGUAUUGCGGCAAAUGUAUGAUCAAAGUAGAGAGUUUGGUGAGUCAUAUUACAGACUGAUGUCACGAUCAGGUCACUUUAUUUAUAUGAGGACUCGUGGUUUUCUUGAAAUAGAUAAAAACACUAAAAAAGUUCAAAGUUUUGUGUGUGUAAAUAGUGUCAUUGGAGAGGACUAUGGUAAAAGGAUGAUGGAUGAAAUGAAAAGAAAAUAUUCUGUUAUAGUUGAUAUGGAGAAACAUAAUGAACAAGCAACAUGCAUUGAUGAAGCACCAGUAGAACACCCAAAGCAUUUAGAAAGAAUUGUGAUGCAUCUUGUGGAGCCCCCAGUAAGUGAGAGUAUAGAUGAGUUCAAACUAGUUGCACCGUCAAAAGAAAAUAUAAUAUCAGCUAUUAAAAAUAGUGAAAAGGUAGUUCAAGAAACAGGAGUUAGGUUUGAUACUCGGAAAAGAAAGAAAAAUUAUUGUGAUGAUAACAUGGAACAUUUAAAAAGACACAGUUGA